Messenger RNA from Vigna unguiculata (cowpea), 1080 nucleotides. RefSeq names its product putative polygalacturonase At3g15720. NCBI's taxonomy places the organism in Eukaryota, Viridiplantae, Streptophyta, Magnoliopsida, Fabales, Fabaceae. Gene Ontology annotation, biological process: carbohydrate metabolic process. Gene Ontology annotation, molecular function: polygalacturonase activity. The record is from RefSeq and is a predicted model, not a curated record.
AUGCAAAGAUUAAUCAUUUUUCUUUUCAUUCUUGGUUUUAUUUCACCAUGUUUGUGUGCGAGGUGUGUUAAAACAGAAGAGAAAGAAAACACUUAUAAUGUGAUAGAUUAUGGUGCUCAUGGUGAUGGCAAGUCAGAUGAUUCUAAGGCUUUUGUGAGUGCAUGGAAAGAGACAUGUGGAACAAAAGGAACAUCAACUCUUAUUAUACCAGAAAAUAGAGUAUUCUUGGUGAAAGGCAUAGCCCUCAAUGGUCCUUGCAGUGCCACAAAAAUUAAUAUUAGGGUACAACACGUAAAUAAUCUCUCAAUUGAUGGAAGUGGAGGAUCAAUUGAUGGCUAUGGUUCUUCUUGGUGGAAAUGCGAGAGUUGUGGAAGACCAACGAUUCUUAGGUUCAAGUCUUGUAAGGAUCUUAGUGUUAGUCACGUGAGCAUCACGAACAGCCCAAAAGCUCACAUAAGGAUAAAUAAUUGUGAGAAUGCCAGAAUCUCUCAUAUCAACAUUGAUUCUCCUGGUGACAGCCCCAACACCGAUGGAAUUGACAUUUAUUCUUCAAAAAAUAUCUUCAUUGAAGAUUCCACCAUACAAUGUGGUGAUGAUUGCAUAGCCAUUAGUGAUGGCUCCUCUUACAUCAAUGCUACUCGAAUUGCUUGUGGACCAGGCCAUGGAAUAAGCAUUGGCAGCCUGGGUAGAGACGGAUCUUAUGAAACAGUGACAGAAGUUAAUGUAAAAAAUUGCAGCUUCAGCCACACUACAAAUGGAGCAAGAAUCAAGACAGCACCAGGUGGAUCAGGUUAUGCAAAACACAUAAGUUUUGAGGACAUCAAAUUAACACAGGUUGAGAACCCAAUUAUUAUAGACCAGUACUACGGAAGUAAACAUUCAAAGGUACUCUUAACUUUUGACGAAGCUAUUAACUUAAAUUGUUGUCCACCUGGUUGUUUCAACCUUGUUCUCGAUAAUAUUGACAUUGUCUCUUCUAAACCAGGAAAACCAGUUUCUUGUUCUUGCAACAAUGCCCAUGGAAAAGUUACAUCCACUCAUCCAAAUUGUUCUUUCUCCUAUAACCAAAUAAUUAUGUAG